Ooceraea biroi (clonal raider ant) is the source of this 3913-nucleotide messenger RNA. RefSeq names its product receptor-type tyrosine-protein phosphatase alpha. Gene Ontology annotation, biological process: motor neuron axon guidance; protein dephosphorylation. Lineage: Eukaryota; Metazoa; Arthropoda; Insecta; Hymenoptera; Formicidae. Gene Ontology annotation, molecular function: protein tyrosine phosphatase activity. The record is from RefSeq and is a predicted model, not a curated record.
UAGAUUUAUACUGGAAGCAUCCUUGGAAAACGGGUAGCCGUCUCGAUCAUUUCUAUAUCAUGAUAAUACCGCUUUCCACAAAUCUGGUAAAGUUUCUGGAAAGAAAUUGGCGAACUUAUAAUUCGUCCAUUAAUGUUACGGUGGCAAAUUAUAUGCGCGAAUAUACGAAACGAUUAUACCUGCACCCUUCAACGCAAUACCACAUCUUCAUUAAAGCUGUAACAGUUUUGGGGAUGUCUAGCACAGUAAAAUACAAAGAAUUCAAAACACCUUCCAGCUUAAAGUUCAGCGGUCCUCUAAAAUAUGUAAUGCACGAUUCAAUGAUUUCAUUAAAUAUUCCGCAUAUUGUAAACUAUACAAAGGACAGCACAAUACACGUCAUAGUAAAAGGACCAUUGCCCAAUGGUUGCAAAGGAUAUUUGAGAGUACCUGAAGAUCUGCAAGCUAUAGCAGACAUAGAUGUGUCCCAUGUCGCUUGGGAAGCCGCUGAAAUUUCGAGUCAACAAAAUCUUAACAAACCAUUUACGAUCGGCAACAAUAAAAUGUAUGGCAGAGCCAAGAAUUGCCAAUUGCAACCUAAGGAAUCGUACGACAACGUUAUUGUAACUGAGAAUAAUGAAAAUUCACUUAUUGAUCCGAUCAUGCUCAAAAUAACAGUUCUCAACGAUGAGAUUUCACCACGGCCACGUCACGAAGCAUGGCUCAUACCUGUAAUAUUAAUUCUCAUCAUGGCAGCCGUGUUACUGUAUUUGUACCGCAGGAAAAGGCAGACAGCGAUUAAAUUAAUGCUGCAUACCGACAUACCCUUAUCUCAUAACAUCGAGAAUUAUGAGCAUGAAAGACAUUCUGUAAUAUCAAAUUCGGAACAGAGUCUCUCAACUCUUUCCGACAGGCAAUCGCGAGUAACUUCAUAUCAUCAUUAUGAAGAGAUAAAGGAAAUAACAUGGAUAGUGAAAGUAAAAGAUUUCGACACUUUUGUUAAACAGGCAAUAGAAACAGGAUUGCUGAAUCAGCAAUGCGAGAAGUUACCAAAACGACACACUCAAUCAUGUGUUUAUGGUAAGCUUCCACAGAAUAUAAUAAAAAAUCGAUGCGAGAAUCUUGUUCCAAAUGACGAUACGCGCGUUGUGCUGAAGCAACUUCCGAGCGAUCCUCAUUCCGAUUAUAUCAAUGCCAAUUACAUCACCGGCUAUAGGAAGAAGAAACAUUACAUAGCCACUCAAGGACCCAAACCCAACACGGUUAUCGAUUCCUGGCGCAUGAUUUGGCAAGAGAAUGUUCUAAUUAUUUGUAUGCUGACAAAUGUAAUUGAAAAUGGAAAGACUAAGUGCGAGCAAUAUUGGCCAGAUAUCGGCAAUAAGAAGAAAUACGGCAAUAUUAUUGUGCUGAAUGCGAAGCAACAUGUCACAGCCGAUUAUUGCUUCAGAACUUUCCAAAUCACUUACGGAAGAGAAACGCGGAAGGUGGAACAUCUGCAUUAUACGGCUUGGCCGGAUCGUGGUGUACCAUGGUACACACACUCCAUAGUAACGUAUCUGAAAAAAUUAUUGGCAACUCCACCUGGUAAUGGCUCCGUGAUAGUCCAUUGUAGUACAGGCGUCGGCAGAACCGGAGUCAUCAUUCUGUGCGACAUUUGUCUCCGUCAAGCAGCGGCCGAAGGAGUGGUCGACAUUUUUGCCAAAACGGUAUCCAUUAAAAGCGAGAGAGCUAAUAUAAUUCACAGUAAGCAACAGUACUUAUUAGCACAUUUGGUGUUGAUGGAAUGUUUACUUUCCAUGCCGACCACGUUACCGUGCAAUAAGAUGUUGUCAAAGCAAAUCCAAGAAUUGAUAAAACAAUUACCAGAGCAACAACAAAGAUUACAAAAUACUGCAUGGCAAGACGAAGCUCUGCAACCGAUCCCGUUGGCACCGCCAUUGUCGGAGUGUAAUCGUAAAAAGAACAGAUUUCCGGAAUUGAUUUCAGAUAAAAUCAGCAGAAUAUAUUUGACGAGAUAUCCAGCAUCAGACGAGGACAGCGAUUAUCUAUCUGCUGUUUACGUAGACGGAGUAAAACUUCAGAAACAAUAUUUAGCCACCCAACUGCCCAUGCCAUCAACUAUUAGUGAUUUUUGGCGUAUGGUUGCCGAAUUCAAAGUGGAACUCAUUCUCAUGCUGCAGUUGCCUGACCCUCAAGAUCCUACUUGCUGUGGAAUCGCUCCUGCGAGCGGCGAGUUUAAACCAACGCCAUAUUUAAACAUUACAGUGAAGGAAAUUGUAGAACUGAAGUAUCAUACAUCACAAAAAUUGUUACUCGUUGAUAAUUCCGAGAAACCAUCGAGGGAUCGAUCCGUGACUAUACUCCGUCUUACAGAAUGGGAACCCGGAAGGAAUCAACCACCGCCAUCAGUCAUGACGAUGGUGAUGUUUUGGCAAGCCGCAGAAAGAAUUGCAAGAGGCGACGGACCUACUGUCACAAUUUGCCAUGACGGAGUAACUGGAUGCGGUCUCUAUUUAGCGUUGAGUUUUCUGCUAGAACGAAUGGCGGUUGAGAAAGAAUUCGAUGUUUAUUCAGCAGUACGUGCAGUUCGACGAUCAAGACCGGAUUUUGUCGAAUCAUUGGAACAUUUGGAAUAUCUGUAUAAUGCCGCAGUAGCAUAUUUGGAGCACUUCAAACCUUAUGCGAAUUUUUCAUGAAUAAUUUUAAAUAAGUUGCUCAUAUGAGACAAUAAUAUAAUAUUAAUAUAUAUUAAUAAACGCUAUUAUAUUACUAUAAUGCAAUAGAAAAGCCGAAGGCAAUAGAUAUUUGCUAUAAUCAAUCUGCAUGUUUAGUAAUAAGAAAAAUAGAGAUCUUAUUUUUUAUUGCAAAGUAAUGUCAUUUUAUAACAGUUUGUAAUAUAUUUUAUUAUAGACAAAUAAAAUAUUAAUGUGAAGUAUAACGCGGUUUAAUAUUUUACUCACUUUUCGUGCUAUCAUAAGGCCAAAGUAAACUUCUUUCAAUCUUAUGGAUACAUUAUCAUGUGAUAAUCUCUCAUGCAAUGCUUUGAUGAUGCGCGCAUAUAUAGCCGUAUGAUUAUUCCCGAAUUGUGAUAUGUAAACAUUUAUUAAACCGAUUACGUUAAAGCUUUUUUACAAAAGUGAGCGUGUAUACACACGUGCUCGAAUCUUUUAUAACAUGCUUGUAACUGGCCCGUCUACCAUCAGCAGUGCAAAUAUCGCAGUAUUGCUAACACGUCAUCAGAUUUAUUUGCAUGAAGUGAAAGAGUUGCAACAUCUUACAAUAACAUAAAAUCUUAUAAGUCUCCUAAGAAAAUUUGAAUAAAGAAGACUUUCUAACUUCUCUUUUUAUGUUUAACUUAAAUUUCUUACAAUUUUUUAUUUAUAUAAAUCAUUUAUACGAAUCAAUUUUAUGUUUUUAUAGUACAAUUUUCUUAAAUAUUUUUUCGUUCAAGGCGCUUCCUUAUCCACUGCUGAAAAGAAUCCAAGACAAGGUCGAGGCAGCUGUAGUAAAUUAAUCUCAAUGUACUAAUAUUAGCAUAUUUGUGUUAUCAAUUCGCAUUCUACUCAGUUACGUCUCAUGCUCUUAUUUAAGCUUAUGAAACAGAAAUAAAAUUCUUCAAGUAAAAAUAAAAUAAAGAAAUAUCAUAUAAACGAAAACUGUGCAUAAAUCUCAGGAUGUUUCAAUUUAGAUAUCCGCGCUGGACAUGAACUUCAGAAUUUUAACAGUUAUCAUUGAUUCCCUCCGAAUUCUACGUUUGGGCACGAAACACAAAAUUCCGCGAUACGCGAACGGAUGUGGUCUACUUAGUGCUACAAAUGUUUCAAAAUAUUUUCUAUCCUUUUUUCUUUCAAGUAAAAAGAAAGACAGAAAGUGUUUUGAAGUAUUUGUAGCGCUAAGUGGACUGUAUCCAACGCUCGAGAUCCGAGCGUAUUUC